Molecule: messenger RNA, 1522 nt
Organism: Chenopodium quinoa (quinoa)
Lineage: Eukaryota; Viridiplantae; Streptophyta; Magnoliopsida; Caryophyllales; Amaranthaceae
Exons: 4
Coding region: 400-1260 (286 amino acids)
Source: RefSeq, a predicted model, not a curated record
UUUCACACAUUAAAUUUCAUCAAAACAAUUGUUACAAAUUCACUAAAAACCAAUUUCUAAGAAAAGAAACAAAAAUCAGUUUUGUAAAAUAAUGUGAUAUUCUGUGAUUUUUGAAGGGAAAAAGCAUGAUAAUUGACCAUUAAUAAGGAAAUAAAUCUAUAUCUAUAGGAGAAAAUACAUGUUAAUAUGUCAUAUUAACAUGUAUUGUUAAUAUGGGGUUGCUGAAGUCAUUUCACUUAAAUUCUCUCUCGAGCAAACCCCAAUUUUAAUGUUGUUCUCUCUCGCUCGCUAAAUCUCCUCAGUGUAUGCAAGCCUCAACCCUUGCUUGAAUGCUAAGGCUUGUAUUUUUGGGUAUUGUGUUGGUUUUAAAUCCCAUGUCCAUGAGCUGAAUUACUUGGAAUGGCACAGCAACAAAUAGAUUCCAAAGUUGGUGAAUUGGCGUCGAGUAUUAGUGAAGUAGGGCCGUGUAGUCAGGAUAAACAAGUCCCUUUGCCCGUUAAGAAGACACCACUCAGAGACCUCCCGAGUGUAAAUAAUAUUGUACCACAAAAGAACCCUAGUAGUCCUCUUGUUUUAAAGGAAGUAGUUACCACAGAGGCUGCGAAGGUGACAGGUGUCAAAAGAUCUUCUCCUGAGUCCCCAAUGAGUCCUCAACAGCAAUCUUCUGGUAAUAAUGGUGCAAAUGGUCAUCUUGUGUAUGUUCGCCGGAAGUCUGAAGCUGAAACUGGUAAAAUUAGUAACAUUGAGGUUAUAGCUGACAAUGCUAAUCCUCCUGAGCUAAGUCAGCUUGGCGAUCAAGAAGAUGGGAUUCGACCUAAGUCCUUAAUUAAUGAAUCCCAGAUACAACCUUUACCUGCAUAUGCACCAGUUGCUGGUUCUGUAAUGAGUAUUCCUUCAGGAAAACCCUCCAUUCCCCUUACUUUCGGGAAUUCCAAUACCAAAGUGGUGCUUGAAAAACCUACGCUGCAGGCAGUUACAUCUGGUAUCACUUCGCCAGCAGAAGCAAGAAUCAAAAAGCAGAAUUGGGAGGAGAGAUAUAUUCAAUUGCAGAUGUACCUGAAGAAGUUAGAUCAAUCAAGUCAAGAAGAUCAUCUUCAAUUGCUUCGUUCCCUUUCAGCUUCCGAACUCAGCAGGCAUGCCGUUGAACUGGAAAAGCAAGCAAUCCAGCUUUCUUUGGAACAAGGGAAAGAGCUGCAGCGCGUUAAGGCUCUGAAUGUGCUGGGAAAAUCGUUGAAGACUUCCAAUGGAACACAGAGUUGACAGUACAUAUACGGUACUGCAAUUAUUCGUCAAUCAUUGUUUCAAGCUCCCGAGUUCCACCACGAGAAUGUGUGACUAAGUUGUUGUCUCAUUAUCACCUGUAAGUUUGUAUCGUCUAACUACUAAUAUGUAGUGUAAUAAUCUUCUUAUCAUUUCUUUAAUUAGUCCUCAAACUCAGAAAUUGUUCUAGAGCUUGAAUGAAAUACCCAUAAACUGCAACUCUGCAAGCAGUAUUAUCUAAUGCAAUGGUCCUUCGUUUUCA